Molecule: messenger RNA, 2650 nt
Organism: Macrobrachium nipponense
Lineage: Eukaryota; Metazoa; Arthropoda; Malacostraca; Decapoda; Palaemonidae
Product: juvenile hormone esterase-like
Exons: 13
Coding region: 109-1779 (556 amino acids)
Source: RefSeq, a predicted model, not a curated record
CACGAACUCAGAGAGUGAUAAAGGGUCCCCUGUCCUCCUCCGCCAGAGGGCAUAUUUUAGAGGCUCGCCAACCGACUUCUUCAGAGCAUCUGCUGGUAUCGUCGCGUCAUGUACAGCAUCCUUUUAUUGUGCCUGGCGGCGCCUGUCGUCACGACUACUGGCUCAUCCCAUACAGUACUUGAGGAGGCGGAAAGAAUUUACAGCGAAGGUGAACAUGUCACUGUGGAAGUUGCUCAAGGAAAGAUCGUCGGACAAGUGAAAACCCAGUCUGGUUACUCGUACCUUUCUUUCCAAGGGAUUCCCUUCGCUAAGCCACCAACGGGAAAGAGGAGGUUCAAGGAUCCUGAACCGUCCGAUCCGUGGGGUGGAUAUCUCUAUGCCACAGCUGCCACACCACCCUGCCCUCAGCUUGUCUUCAUGGGCAAUGAAGAUUGUCUUUACCUCAACAUAUACUCUCCGCUUAACAGCAUCGAUGGGCAGAACCCUUUGCCAGUGAUGUUCUUCAUUCACGGCGGCGCCUUUGUUGUAGGCGGCGCUAGUUCCUACCGGGGAGUUCAUCCUCUCUUGAGACAUGGAGUCAUCUUGGUUACAAUCGACUACCGACUUGGAGUCUUAGGGUUCCUUUCUACCGAAGACGACGCUGCUCCUGGUAACAUGGGCAUGAAAGACCAGACGCUUGCCCUCCGCUGGGUUAACGAGAACAUUGAGGCUUUCGGUGGCGACAGGAAGAGGAUCACCAUUUUUGGAGAGAGCGCCGGAGCUGCUUCGGUCCAUUAUCAGCUCUUAUCACCGUCAUCAGCUGGUCUCUUCAGCGGUGCUAUUAUGCAAAGCGGAUCUGCAUUUGCCCCAUGGAGUAGAGGAAGGAACUUCAGGAGGGCUGCUGAGGACAUUGCAAAGAGCUUUCACUGUCCAACUGAGUCCAGCGAUGAGAUGAUUGCAUGUCUGCAAGAACCAUACUUCAGACUUAUUGAUGAGAUGUACGCGCAGUUCAUUGAUUUCAAUUUCCAGCCCUUCUAUUUCGCUCCUCGUGUGGAUGGAGAUUUCAUUCCUGCCGACCCCGUUCAGCUAGUCAAGGAGGGGCGAUACCAUCACGUGCCCAUCAUGAUGGGCAUCAACAGAGAUGAAGGAUCCCUGGUUUCAGGAGAAAUGUACUGGGAUAAAGCUAUAAUCAAAGAACUGGUGAAACAUUUCGACAAAUAUGGACCUCCUAGCUUGGAACUCCACCCUGAUGAAGACCCCAUCAACACUUCUACAGUCGUAUACGAUUACUAUCUCGGAGGCGUCAAUUUUGAGUAUAAAAAUGCUGACAAUGCAACAAAGCUAUACGGCGACCGACUAUUCAACAUGCCACUUGACUGGCUGACGCAAAUGAUGGGAGAUGAUGAUGAGGUUUACAGGUGGGAACUCAGACACAAGGGUGAAAACAGCGUUCUUAACUUCUUCCCGGGGCUGGAUGACAGCCUGAGAUCUCGAUGGAUUUGCCAUGGAGAUGAACUGAAUUACAUUUUCCAUCCUGGGUUCUUCGGUACUCCGUCCACUGCAGAAGACGUACUCGUUAGUGAAUUGUACUUGAAGAUGUGGACAAACUUCGCCAAAACGAGGAACCCCACACCUGACGACUCCUUGGGAUUCACUUGGGAGAAGACCAAUGGGAAAGACAUGAGGAAACUGAUACUAACAUCAGAGCUUCCUCUGCAGAUGGAAGAGGACGCCAGAGCCGUGGACAGAGCCUUCUGGGAGUCCCUUCCCCUGAGAAUAAAUGCGCUGUUGAAAACUUGAUUCAGUGAUUCGAUUGAAUGCUUUAGCCAUAUAUAUAUAUAUAUAUAUAUAUAUAUAUAUAUAUACAUAUAUAUAUAUAUAUAUAUAUAUAUAUAUAUAUAUAUAUAUAUAUAUAUAGGCGGCAUAGCAUCUGUGAUCAGUACUUGUUGAAAAUAAUUUAUUGCACUCCUAGAGCUCUAUGAUUGAGCGGAGAGAUUUUAUGUCCUCUCAUAUGGCGCUUUUUUGUUAACCUGGAAAUCGAAAUUGGCUCAGGGGCUGUCUUCAUUACAAGGUUUAGUUGCUUAAGGUAAUGCUACUACUGCUUUUAAACCCCUUCAUUGAUCAAACUUUGAUCAAUUCUUUGUGCUUAUUUAUUGACAUUUGUCUGUAUAGUUAUGCAUUCUUUUUCUUUCUCAGGGAAAUUUCAAAUCAAUAAUGUAUUAUUUGAUAAAAGGGCUGUAACAACAAAGUUAUUUAAAAUAACUUAACUCCGAUAUGCUGAUUAAAAAGUUUAUCCCAGUUGGAUCAUAAAUUGUGAGGGCAGGUAGGAGUGUCCUCAGAAUUUUAGUACCUUCAACAUUAAACUGAGGAGGGCAUAAGAUCAUUGGCUACGUCAUGCUCUUCAUCUGUCAGGUAGGACGAACAGUAUAAAUAUGAAUAAAAAUGUAUAAUAAAAAAAUGAAAGAAAAUACUGUUAAAACAAUCGGGCAGCUGUAUUUAAUAUUAUCGGGUCCUUGACCUGUGCUAUCAGCAGAAACAUCUUGGAAAUAACGAGGUGAUAUUUUUUCCCUCGAAAGAAAAUCCAGAGAUAUUUGCAUCAGAGCUAAUUGUGUCAUUUGCUUUGUGAAAAUGUAUUUCAUUUAGAACUGUGUAAUUGAUAAAAUGGUUUAAG